AUGACACUGCCACCACAACCAGCGCCCAGCGAGCCGUUUAAGGUGGUUCCAAUACAUAAGCAUCGCGAGCUGAUGGACCAGUGUAUUGCGCUGAUAAACUCCGAGUGGCCGCGCUCGUACUCGGCCCGGCUCUGGAGUCUGGAGUCUUCCAAAGAAACGCUUCCGACAAGCUUCGUACUGACGGCGAACGUGAAGAACGAAACCGUGGUGCUUGCCCAUGCCAAACUGUCACCGAUUCCAGCUGACCGUGAGGCCGUGUUCGUGGAAAGCGUAGUGGUAACACGGGAACGCCGUGGCCAGGGCAUUGGACGAAUGCUGAUGCAGGAGGUGGAAAACCAUUGUUUCGAGAAAUUGCACCUAAAGAAAAUCUAUCUUUCCACGAUCGACCAGGAGGCAUUUUACGCUAAGCUCGGGUAUACGCUGUGCAGUGCAAUUAAUAUAUUUGGCUCUCGUCCCACGCUCAACAAGAGUACCAAAAAAACGUGGAUGUUCAAGAGUAAGCCACACUAGAGCUGCAAGCACAUAA
Anopheles nili is the source of this 526-nucleotide messenger RNA. RefSeq names its product N-alpha-acetyltransferase 80-like. Gene Ontology annotation, molecular function: acetyl-CoA binding; N-acetyltransferase activity. Gene Ontology annotation, biological process: protein acetylation. NCBI's taxonomy places the organism in Eukaryota, Metazoa, Arthropoda, Insecta, Diptera, Culicidae. The coding region runs from base 1 to 510 and encodes 169 amino acids. The transcript has a single exon. The record is from RefSeq and is a predicted model, not a curated record. Gene Ontology annotation, cellular component: cytoplasm.